This is a messenger RNA of Rotaria sp. Silwood1, 1263 nucleotides long. The record is from the annotation of a GenBank genome assembly. NCBI's taxonomy places the organism in Eukaryota, Metazoa, Rotifera, Eurotatoria, Philodinida, Philodinidae.
AUGGAUAUACCAUUAUCAUCAUCAUCAUCAUCUGAUAUUGAGCAUAAACCGAAACGACCUUCAAAUAUACAUCGUUUUCGUAAUCGAUGUCGACAAAUGUUGGCUCUAACAAGACAACAUAAUAUUUUAAGACGUCGGUUCCGUAAAUCAACAACGUGUGAUAUAUCAUCUGACGAAGUUCUACCUGAUGAAAAUAAUCUCGAAUCUUCUAAAUCAACACCAAUGAAUCGAAUACGUCAUGGUGGUACAAGACGUUUUUCUCUUGUUAAACUUGAAUUACCAACUGGAGAUUCAAAUGCAUCAUCAACAGAUGAUGGGAAAAGUCAAAUUCCAUCGUCAAGUCCAAAUCUAAUUCAAAAAUUACUUUUUCGACAAUUUAGUCCUAAAACUCGUCCUUGUUCAACAGGAAUAUCUUCUGAUGAUAGUGCCUCUCAAUCAAAUGAUAUACUUCAUAAUUAUGCUGGUGGUGGUCGACGAAUAACAACACCAACAACACCAAAACAUUCAUGGUCAAAUUCAUCAUCUUCAAAUAAUUGUAAACAAAUAGUUGAUACUAAAGAUAAUUUAUUAUUAUCACCACCAAAUACAAUUUUAUCAAAAAGUCAACAAUUAGACUUAACAUCUUAUUUAUCUCGACGACGUAAUACAACUGGAAGUAUUUCACUUAAUAAAAUUGUUGAUUUAAAAAAUACACCAAGUGGUACUACACUUAAAUUAAGUGCAGCUUCUCCAUUUGGUAAUUCAAAUAAUAGAUUAUCUACUGAAAAUAUUUUUCAAAUUGUUGAAGAUUCAGAUUUAUUUGCAACAAAACAACUUCUACAUGUUAAUGAAAAACUUGUUAAUUCGUACAAUGAAUAUGAUUGGUGUCCAUUAGAUAUAGCUAUUAUGUUAAAUAAUAUUCCAAUGAUUCGACUUCUUGUUGAAUAUGGUGGUGAAGAAAGUUCUAAAAUUCAACCUGAAGAAUGUCGUUAUCAAAGUGUUUGUCAUCAAUUAACAAUUCUUUCUCAACAAAAUUCAGAUGAAACUAUAAAAAAAUCUUCAUCAAAUAAAUUAACAACGGAUGAUGUUCAAUUACGUCGUUCAUCACCGUCAAAUGACACUCAACAACGUCAUCGUCGAAUAAGUAAAGGCCAACAAGAACAAUUACAAAUACAACAACAACAACAGCAACAAUUUUAUCAACAACGUACAUUAACUUUGACACAAAUGAAAGAUAAUUAUGAACAAGCAGGUGAGAACAAAAAGAAAAAAAGAACAAAUUGA